Kwoniella mangroviensis CBS 8507 is the source of this 2565-nucleotide messenger RNA. RefSeq lists its product as uncharacterized. The record is from RefSeq and is a predicted model, not a curated record. Gene Ontology annotation, biological process: DNA-templated transcription; regulation of DNA-templated transcription. The transcript is spliced from 6 exons. Lineage: Eukaryota; Fungi; Basidiomycota; Tremellomycetes; Tremellales; Cryptococcaceae. The coding region runs from base 1 to 2565 and encodes 854 amino acids. Gene Ontology annotation, molecular function: DNA binding; DNA-binding transcription factor activity, RNA polymerase II-specific; zinc ion binding.
AUGACAAUGUCCUACCAUCCUUAUUCUUAUUCACAACCACCAGACCACCAACAAGUGAUGAUGUCGGGUGAAUCGUCAAUAUCGCCUGAUCCAUCUCAAACCACUCUAUCAUCAGGAUCAGGAUCAGCAUCGGCAUCGGGUAUAGGUAAAUGGAAUAACAAUUCAACAACAGGUCAUGGACAUGGACAGAAAUCAGCUCCUGUCAAAGCGGCCUGUCUUAGCUGUAGGAAUAAAAAAGCGAAAUGUGAUGGUCAACAACCCGUUUGCGGGCAGUGCGCAAGGAAGAAUUUGGAAUGCGUCUUUGUGAAAUCACGAAGAGGUGGUGCAAGGAAGAGACGUCCAGCCAUUCCACCUACCGCUUUAUCUGAGUUCUUAAAGAAGUUAGAUACGCUCUUGAUGGCACCUGGUCUGGAUCAUGGACCUUCACGGGACUCUGAAGAAGGUCAGAUUGAUCCCAAUGAGGAUACGACGAACAUCGUCAGACGAUUUACAAGCCGUGAAGAAGUAUUCGAAAGCUAUUACACCGAUGUACACCCCUUCGUCACGGUGAUGCCGCCACGUACCCUCCUCAGGACGAUCUUGCCUACUCUUCUACCCGACUCGCCAUUCCUUCUUGCCGUUCAGACCAUCCUCGUCCUUGCUCCUCAUGCCAACGAUCCCAAUCCUACCUCCACUCGUUCCAAACGAUUACGUCAAGCUGCGUCCGUAUCAUUUGCCGAGCAGACCAUGGCUUUGGUAGAUUCCAUGGUAUCCAAUGAUCAACUCAAUCUAGAGUGUGUACAGGCAACAGCUAUAAUCGCAUUAUGGGAAUGGUCAUCUCAAGGAAGUGUAAAUAGGAACAGAGAACGUUCUACGCAAGCUAUCCAGCUAGCUAUGCAAUUGGGUUUAAACGAAUUAGAUAAAUACUCUUCGAGCUCCGUACCGGUCGGACCUAACGAGAAUGGGAAAACGGUCGAAGGUGAGGAUUGGAGGAAAGAUAUGGCCAGAAGAACAUGGUGGACCACCUUCGUUUCGCAAUUGACCGCAGCGCUGGUAUCGGGCAAUCAACCUAUAGUAGGACCAGAUGAUCCUAGAAUACACGUUGAUUAUCCUGUAUGUUCGGCGAUCGAUCAUUCUUGGUCGAAUUUCUUGGAGACUGUGAAAUCGACCAUCAGGGUGUUCGACUUGGUCAUGUCCGUCUAUUUCCCUCAACUCCCAUCGAACGGUAUCGAGAACUCUACAACUUCAGCAGCCGGAUUAUUUAGUGCCAGCGAUAACAGUCUUGUUCAAGGGACCCAAGAAGAAGAAGCUCGACAGAAAAUGUAUGACGUCGAUAAACAGAUUAUGGACCUGAUCAAAAAAGCUGAAGAGACCGCUGUGAUUGAUUUAGUCCCUGGUGCAGAAGAGGAAGUAGCUAGGAAUCAACAGCUUCAAGCUAGACUGGGAUUGGCGGUGUUACAUAUCCAUAUACAUAGGUGGCAAGCUUUCCCCGAAGUUUCCCUGUUCAGUAAGAAGAUCUGUGGAUUACCUCAAGCUCCGGAAUUUGCGGAUGAAGGGAACAGUGGCAUGGCUACACCCGAAUAUCAAUAUUCAGAUCAACAACAGUUUGAUAGUUCGAUGCCAAGUGGAGGUAUCCAAAACUCAAGCUAUCACGAUACCAACCAAUCUUACAAUGGUUAUGUCGAUCCAUCUGCUACGCAAUACGAUCCAUCGAUGUAUCAUUCAGCUGGGUUUGACGGUCAACCAUUUCAACCACAGUAUCAACAGCAGCAGAAUGGAUGGGGAAAUUCAUUUGAUCCUAACGAAGUGUACGGAUACGGUAUAGAAGAUAUGUGGGCGCCCGAGACUUACCCUGAGAACUUGCCUGCACCGUGGUUCACCCAUCCUGGCGGAGCAGCACAGUUGUAUGCCCCUACUCAACAAGAACCUAUCCACUAUCCCGAGAUCAUCCCUGGAGCGUCCAUCGCACAUAUCCCCACACCUCCUUCGACCUUCCAGAGAUCCAGCGUGACUCCCUCAGAUGAUGGCGCUGGCGAUAGAAGGAGAGUAUCGACCGAUUCUUCCAUAUCCCCUGCGGCAAAUAAACUCCACAAGGCUUGGGGUGUUGACGAAAAAGCGGAUAAAGUCCUGCCGCCACCUGCAUUGCAGCAACUGGAAGUUUUCCCUCCCGGGAUCAGUCUGGCUAGAUGUGCCACUGCUGCACAUACGAUUGUAAGGUUGGAGGUACUACAUCGAUCGGCGGUGAUAGCGAUGUGGGAUGGACCCCCCAAAUGGCCUCCAUUCUGUUCGUGUGGUCUCGUCACGGGCGCCUACGCCUUCUUGUUACUAGCUCUAGCCGUCCAAGCCGAGAAUACUUUCAGUGGAUAUACUAAUUCCCGAUCAGAGGAAGUGGAAGCGCUCUUGACGAACGUCAAAGUCAUUUUGGCAGGGUUGGAAGCUUAUGGAACUAUGUGGGCUGGGAUUGAUGCGAUGGCUGGCGAAGUCAGAGCUGCCCUCGAAGCUGCUACGAGAUUGCCUUUCGAAGUUUCGGCUCAGAUCGAAAGCGCCACUGCUUCGCCGAGUACUCAAGGUGGGACGCAGGAGUAG